Selaginella moellendorffii is the source of this 1467-nucleotide messenger RNA. RefSeq lists its product as uncharacterized. The coding region runs from base 1 to 1467 and encodes 488 amino acids. The transcript has 2 exons. The record is from RefSeq and is a predicted model, not a curated record. Lineage: Eukaryota; Viridiplantae; Streptophyta; Lycopodiopsida; Selaginellales; Selaginellaceae.
AUGGAUCUUGGCGCCACGACAGAAGCGCUCGAGGAGGCGAAGGGAAGGCAGAAAAUUCUGGAAUGCCGUGCAGUGGUGCACCGGAUCCACGGCGUCGCAAGGCAUCUCCGCAUGGAUUACUCUCUCUUCGAUCUCGGCUGCGGCAAAGAUGGGAGCUUCCUCCACGCCGCGCCUUGUUGCAAUCCAUCAUGCGAGGGUGUAGGAGCGAUCGAAUGCUCCGGCUGCCAGAUCGCCGUCUACUGCGGCGAAAUCUGCCGAGAAAUCCACGCCAGGGCUCAUCGCCGGGCGUGUGGCAACGCAUCGGGGCGCCGAACCGGCUGCCCUGUGGUGAAGCCCUCGAUUUUCCUCUGGGCCAAUGUCCCGGCACAUUGCCUGAUUGAUCCAGCGGAGAUCUCUCGCAGCGGCGACUGCGUGGUGGAGCUCUGCAUUGCGGCCUCGGGAGAUCUUCGCGAUCUCUUCCACACCACGGACGACUUCACUGGGAAGAAAAUCAUCGCCCUCGUCAACGAUUACAACAGCCAAGUUGUAGCCCGGAACUUUAUGAUCCUGGAGAUGCUUCGUGUGCAUGGCGAUGCUGGGAUCGAGGCCGCCAUAGCUCUCUGGUAUUCAUUCGUGAUGACCGAGCCCCAAAACCUGGCUUGCAAGGUCGCGGCCUACGACGCUCUCGAGCGGUGUGGAUACUUGUCGCGCUCGGCCAUCCAGAUCGUUCGCAUGGGCCUCUUCUCGGACCAAACCGGACCUGUGCUGGAAGCGGCCUUUUCCACCUCGGGCUCACGCUCCAAGCUUUCUAUCGAGAUGGAGGACAGCUCUUGGGGAUUAAUCAUGGCCUAUGUCAUCGCAGAACUCAAGCCACGCGACGUGGAGAUCGCGAGGGAGAAAUCCAUGACCGACUUCCGUGAGAGCCUUGCCUACAGCACUGGGAAGCUCCUCCCAUUUUCCUGCAUCAACAACGAGAUGCGCUUCUCCAGCGGCAACAACUUCUUGCUCGACGAAGCUGGCUGCUGGACGCAGAUGAGCUCUGCGGAUCCAAUGCUCGGCUGGGACUUCGCGGAGGUGAUGAGCUCAGGACGGGAAGCCGGAGCCGGAUCCAAGGACUUGUAUGGAUCGCUCUUCUUCCACCUCAAGAAGCUCAUGGAGAGGUUCCUGUCGCUGGUCCGGCGCUGCGACGUAGAGAUCCGGCUAUCCAGGCUCGAUGCUUGCGAGCUUGCCAGGCGGCUCAAGAAAAGUGGCAGCGAGUUCCACGCCAUCUCGACGUCCAACAUCUGCGACGCAAACUACGUGGGAUUCGAGAGUCUGCUGCAUGACUUCGCGCCGCUGCUACGCAAAAACGGGACCCUGGUAACCUCCAGCAUGAACUGGAUCACCGGGCCAGACACGAGAAUGGAGGGGUUGACGAGCAUCAGCGCGGUGCUGGAUUGCCUGGGGAUGAGCAGAAAGAAGGCCAACAAGGUGAUCUUGAGGUUAUGA